UCCAUUUGCCAGAAACAAUACCUACUAUUUGCCGCCGAUUUGUCCCGGCGGCUACUGGCGAUGGCGAGCAUACCCAACCAAGGACUUCGACGCCUCAACUCUCGUCCAUGGCUUCCAAGCUUCCUCGCAACUCCGCCACCAUCAUCUUCACGUUCCUUUUCUUCAGUAGUCGCUCUCUCUUCGUCCUCCAUCGAAGGCUCAGAACAGACUCAUCAAUCGGAUAACCUCGCCGAACCCUACGGCGGUAAAGAUACGAGGGCGAGGGAGAAGAAGAACAACACCGAGUCGUCGUAUUUCCCGAAGAGAGGGCAGACUCUGGAGCUGGUAUGCGAGAGCCUCGCCUUCAAAGGAAAGGGCGUUUGUAAAGUGGCCGGCACUGGCUUCGUCGUCAUGUGCGACCGUGCCCUCCCCGGCGAACGCUUCGUCGGCCGCCUCACUCGGAAAAAGGACAACUACGCCGAGGUAACUAAACUGAAGACAAUAACACCUCACUGGGAUUUUGUGGAAGCCCCAUGUGAGUAUGCUUCAAAUUGUGGAGGUUGUAAAACUCAAAAUCUGUUGUAUGAGGCUCAAAUCAGAGCUAAAGAAGAACAAGUGCGUGAUUUGGUUAUACACGUGGGGAAGUUUCCUAAUAAAGACUUGGAAUUUUUUAACAUCAUGAAGCCCAUAAUUCCCUGUGAUAUCCAAUUUCAUUAUAGAAACAAGAUGGAAUUCUCAUUUGGUAGCCAGUCAUGGCUACCCAAAGACAUGUUACAAGAAAAACAAAGUGGUGCUGCUGGCUAUGCAUUGGGACUGCAUGCUCCUGGCUUUUUUGACAAGGUCCUCAAUAUCAAUAAAUGCUUAUUACAGAGUGAGCCCGCCAACCAGGUUCUAAAAUCUGUUCAAGAUUGUUGGCGGGAUCCAAAAUUAGGCCUUUCUCCAUAUGAUGUUCACUCUCAUGCUGGAUUCCUUAAGCAUCUAAUGCUGAGAACAGGCAGGGAUAUUGAUAGCGGUCUCCAUGAACUUAUGGUUAAUUUUGUGACUUCAUCCUACAAACCGGAGCUCCUAAAGUCCCUUGUUGAGAAAAUUUCAUCCAUUCCUGAAGUGGUGAGCAUUGUAAACAACAUAAACUCCUCUGUUGGUAACACCUCUGUUGGUGAGGUUGAGUUCACUUUAUAUGGCAAGCCAACCAUCACAGAGAUCCUAAGGGGGCUUACCUUUCAAAUCUCAGCCAAUUCUUUCUUCCAGACAAAUUCGCUGCAGGCUGAGGUUCUUUAUGGAAUCAUUGAAGAUUAUGCUAAUCUCAGAGGGGAUGGCUCAGAAGUUAUCCUUGACCUCUUUUGUGGCACAGGCACUAUUGGCCUGACACUUGCUAAAAGGGUCAGGCAUAUUUAUGGCUAUGAAGUAGUUCCUCAGGCUAUAUCAGAUGCUCUUCGGAAUGCAGAGCUGAAUAAUAUCCGCAACACCACAUUUGUCCAAGGGGAUCUUAACAAAAUUGACGAGAACUUUGGCAAAAAUUUCCCAAGGCCUGACAUUGUCAUAUCAGAUCCCAACCGUCCAGGCAUGCACAUGAAAUUGAUAAAGUUUUUACUGAAGCUUCAGGCCCCCCGGAUUAUUUAUGUGUCCUGUAAUCCUGCAACAUGUGCACGGGAUCUCAAUUACCUCUGUCAUGGUGUGGUGGAGCAAAAUAUAGAAGGGCGCUACAGACUAAGAAGUCUGCAGCCCGUGGACAUGUUUCCUCACACUCCUCACAUCGAGUGUGUUUGCCUUCUGGAGCUCCGAUGAUCCCUUUUUGAAUUCAUAUGCUAAUUGAACUGGGAGCUGGUCUCAAGCCAAUUAUGAUACUUGAACAUGAAAGCGACUAGAUAAAAGACCGCCAUAUGGCUCCCUUGAGGUAAAAAUAACUUCUAAUGACAUGUCUGGUCUGCUUAUUACGUCGGAGAAGUUAGUAGUACCAUGAAGUAAUUAUCCGAGUAGUUGCCGGUGCAAAGUAGAGAACUUGUUGGGGGCAUCAAGUCAUUAUAGCCAGCUUACAACAGAGUGUUAUUCUGCAGAGAUAGUAAAGAACUUGCAGUGAUAUUCCUGCAACUUUAUCGGCUUAAUGGAUUCUGUAAUCAAAGCUUCUAGUUAGUUGGAUUAAGGAUUGUGAUUGUUAUUGUUGUUGGCAA
Diospyros lotus (date-plum) is the source of this 2147-nucleotide messenger RNA. RefSeq lists its product as uncharacterized. The transcript is spliced from 11 exons. NCBI's taxonomy places the organism in Eukaryota, Viridiplantae, Streptophyta, Magnoliopsida, Ericales, Ebenaceae. The coding region runs from base 61 to 1764 and encodes 567 amino acids. Gene Ontology annotation, biological process: RNA processing. The record is from RefSeq and is a predicted model, not a curated record.